Molecule: messenger RNA, 2680 nt
Organism: Rhincodon typus (whale shark)
Lineage: Eukaryota; Metazoa; Chordata; Chondrichthyes; Orectolobiformes; Rhincodontidae
Gene: nanos1
Product: nanos homolog 1
Exons: 1
Coding region: 168-836 (222 amino acids)
Biological process (GO): negative regulation of translation; oogenesis
Cellular component (GO): perinuclear region of cytoplasm
Molecular function (GO): zinc ion binding; mRNA binding
Source: RefSeq, a predicted model, not a curated record
CUGAGAACCGGGGACCAAGGCAGUGCACACAGCUGCUGGGAGACACAGACAGAGACACAGACAUAGACACAGACAGAGACACAGAUAGGAUCACUGCACAAAGACAUUCCCCAAUCUCCUGCCUAUGAACUGAGAAGAGGGCGACUGGAACAUUGAAAAGGACCAGCAUGGAUUUGUUGAACUCCAACUACCUGAACGCUGGGGGCAAUUAUGAUUAUACCUUUAACUUCUGGACAGAUUACCUGGGCUUGUCUACGCUGGUGAUGAAGAACCGCAGGAAUGCGCCCCGGCCCUCCAACUCCAUCACGGAAUCUCUGAAGGCUACCCUGGGACUGAACGACACCAGCUGCCCUUGCCUUGGCCAUGGGGAUGGACCUCUGGACUGUUGUUUCUGCUGUUCCCCCAACACCUCCAGGAACUUCGUGGACCUGGAGGAGAGCUUCUCCCUGUUUGACCCCUUCCGGGCCCUUCCACCCAGUGGCCUUCACCAGGAGCCUGACAUGUUCCUUGACCCCCUUGGCCCCCUGGACCUCCUGGGGCUGGAGAGGAGGGCAUUCAGGAGAAGCAGCGGCCGAGCGAAGCAAGAGCCCAAGAUCUGUGUCUUCUGCCGUAACAAUGGAGCCCCCGAUGAUGUUUAUUCCUCUCAUGUCUUAAAGACCCUGGACGGGAGGGUCACUUGCCCCAUCUUGAGAGCCUACACUUGCCCCCUUUGCAAUGCCAAUGGGGACAACGCUCACACCAUCAAAUACUGCCCACUCUCCAAAGACCAGCCGCCCCAGAGGAUUCUGAAGGGGGGUAGGGCUGUGGGUGGGGGCAAGAGGCUCAAGAUCUUCUAGACUCGAAAUCUUCGGAGAAAGAGAGAGAGAGAGAAAAACAAAUCCUUUUUGGACCUAAUACUUCUGACCCUCCCCCCUUCCAACAUCCCACUUCCCUCCCUUUUUCCCCAAAACUCAACCUGUUUCAGGAAAAGAAAAAUCUGGUCUUGAAAAACAGUUUUUUAGGAUCCCAUCAUUUUAUGGAUCAAGAAUCUAAUUUUGGGGAAAACCGCGAUAUCUUCGCCUGUCAGAAUGUGGUAUGUUUUGGCAAAGACAGAAUGAGAGAAGAAACUGUAAUUUCUCCCUGGUAACUGUUUACUUGUUGAUUUAAGGUGGUGUGGCAUCUCUUGUGAUGAAAAAUUGAGAAUUAUAUUAAUGUCCAGAAACAUUUUGGUGUUCCGUUGAUGUCCAUCAUUUUAUUUAACCCUUUUCCCCUGCAUCCUGUCCCAUUUAAAAUGUGACUGACGAAUUUGCAAACAAAUUCCACCUACCCACCACCAACAUCCCCCCCCACCCCACCCACCCCACUCUGAGAACUGCUUGGUAUUUUCUGCAGAGAGUCAGUGUUGCUAGGUUGGUGAAGAGCUUUUUUUUUCUGGAAUGUAAUUUUGGGCACUAGCCAAAAUUAUAAAAAAAGACCAACAAAAAUACGAUUUCUAUUCUUGGGCUGAAGUGAAAGGUUGGAGCAUUUUCAAAAAAUGUAAGUGCAUUUAUUUUUUAGGCGCGCUUUCUGAAUUUAAUAUCAGUUGUGUUUUAACAUAGGAUUCAAUUUCUAGCUUUCUGCCAGCUGUUGAAAUCUCUAACAUGUAACUAACUUUCACUGUAAAGUCACACCCCGAUAAUAUAAUCUUGGAACUCAACGAUGGCUUAGAAUUAGAGUCUAUUUUGCUGUAGCUCCAAUCAAUAUCCUUGUUCCUGAACACACGGUUAGGGUGGUACACAGAAACAGAUUUAACUUGAUCAUGCGAGAGAUAGGACUUGGGUUGCGGUCUGUUCAGGAGUAUGUAGUGGGGAUUGGAGAAAGAACCUUUAGCGAACCUCAAGACCUGAAUUUGUCUUAAAGCAAGAUCGCUGAUUUGUUUUCGUUUCUUCUUUCUCAGACACAAACAAGCACGAUUUGAAAAGAAAAAGUUGGAUAAAUAGUCAAAUUUCUCUUUGUCGCGUACUGUCUGAACUCUUAAUCCAAAUAUAUUAAAAAGAAUUGCAGUUUCUUUCUUAUAGUGAAUGUAACAUUUUAACAGUCGGAAAUUGUUCUGAAGAGAUGAUUCUAGCAGGACUGCACAGUGAAAUUGAGUCUUUCCUUUUAUUUACCAAAGCAGUUUUACAAGUUGUAAGAGAAUUAUAUGUAAAUAAGAACUUUAAUGUAAUGUAUAUUCAGUAUUUUGAUCAUAUACUGAUUUGAAGAGGGCUCUACCUCAAAAGAUUAAUGCUUGAGAGAUGCAUUAAAUUUCUAUCAAAAAGUAAUUAAUUAUCAGAUUCAAUAAAUAACCAGUUUAUAAAUGACACACUGCCAUUUCUAAAAGGUUUUGUAAUAAUAUUUUUUUUGAAUUUUAUAUAAGAAAUCUGUAUUUUUCACAGUAAGGUUGCAGUAGAAAUUAAAAAUGAAUGCUGGCUUUUAAGCAAUUCAUUCGUACAUAAAGAAGUUUCUGUAAAUAUAAUUCACAAUUCUUCCCUUUCUUUUGCGAAUUUGUGUUGUAAAUUGUUCAGAGAUUGGCCUUUCUUUGCGUAGAGUUUUUUUUAAAAAAAAAUUUAAUUAAGGUACUGGUUUAAUUCUUAUUUAUACAAUGGUGUUACUGUUUCUGUAUGCUGCAGCACAGAAAGAAUGAUAUUGUUUACUGAAGGUAAUAAAAUGGCAUACUGAAGAA